Molecule: messenger RNA, 1404 nt
Organism: Protopolystoma xenopodis
Lineage: Eukaryota; Metazoa; Platyhelminthes; Monogenea; Polystomatidea; Polystomatidae
Source: the annotation of a GenBank genome assembly
AUGUCGACAACUAGACUUCCCGAUCACUUGUGGUGGUGUCAUUCCCUUUGCUCCCUGCUCAGCUCUGUCCGACUCCUCUCGUCCGAUCCGGCUCAUACUCUGUUUUCCUAUCCUGUCAAUCUGUCUCUGUAUCUCCAUCUAUGUAGCACGCUCUCUCUCUUCUCCACACUACUGUACCACUUUCUCAUGCUCAUCUCUACAAGUCGGCGUCAGAUUGGUCCGUUCAGUCGGGCUGGCUCCGGCAAACCCAAGUCGCCAGAGGCCAAGCCCCGGGGGAUGUUGUGGCGUUUAUCACGUCUUAAAAUGGCCACCUUAUCGCCGCCAAGUUGGGUGCUCGACCUCGAGGCCUACUCACCUCGGCCGACGCACUCGACUCCGACAAGCCCGGCAGCCGGACAGGCGGUUCUCAGACUCGGCUUCUCCAUCGACACCCUCCUCCGGCCCGACUCGAACCCUCACCCUAGCCUGCUCGGUCCCGAGGCCUCGGCUCGAAACCGGCUCGCCGGAUGCAGGUACGAGGCGACGACGACGACGACGACGACGACGACGACGACUAUGACGGAGGCGGCGGUGGCGGACGAGGUCGAUUGGACGGCCGACACGGAAGAGCCGGUCUCUGCCACGUCUCGAGGCGAUUCGAGCUCGAGUCCCGCACUGACACUGGCUCGUUACGACGACGACGACGACGACAACGACGACGAGGUUUCUGUCUCCAGACCGAGCCAGCCUUCUGCAUGCUUGAGUCCGCAUGGCGCAGCCAAUUCUCUGACAACCCAUCGCGACGAGGUCGACAACAAAUUGGUGGAAACUGUGUCCGAGCCGAAGACGGCUUUGUCGGCGGCGGCAGUUGUCCUCAUGUUGAACGGCUUGCGGGAGUCAAACUCUCCUCCCGAAGCGCCUCUGCCCGAGUGGUUGAACAGAGAAGAUUCGUCUGUAGAUCCGUUGCUACUUCUGCUGCUUCGACAGCACUACAAUCAGCAUCAACAACAGCAUCAGCAUCGUCAGCAGAGCCAGUCGAAGCUGGCCGCUUCUUCAGACGGCAGCAAUUCAACCCUUCCGACCUGGCCGACCAGCCUCGACGGUACCGAAAGCGGCAGAACUGGCGAGCCAAUCGUGCCGUUCGGGCAGAUGGGUCGAGUUCGAGUCUCGACUCGGCCGACUGUUGCUGAGGCGAAAGGGACCGAAGCGGCGGAAGAGGUGACGACGGAGGCGAGCUCGAACCCGAUGGGGUCCAGCGAGGGGUGUUCCGCGUCGGGGCGAGGAAAGACUUCGGGACUCGGUUUCUCGUCGACCGGCCGACUCACGCUUCUCGGUAUGGCCGGACGAGAGACGAUUGUUGGUUGUCAUCGAGAACGUUUGUUCUGCUGUCUUUUAUUCCGGCUCAGAUUGUCUGGAUUGCGGUGA